UGAUUGUUACAGGUUCUUUCUUUGCAACAGUAAGAACUGGCUAAAGAAAAACUAACAAUUACUAGCGCUGGUUUUGACUGUUAGUGAACGUCAGCUGUUGUUGCUAGCGAGCCGCUAUGUCAGGCGUUGUGUAAUAUUCUUACCUGCAGCCUCUCUGUGUUUCAGCACCGUUUGGUUUAACACCGUUAGUAAGCAGCUUUAUUUUAUGUGUACGCGUGUUUGUUUGGAUGCACAAUGCCGUCUCUCCCUCAGAACAAUUUAAAAGAGCAGCUGGAGCGGCACAACAGUGCAGCCGCACCGAGCAAACUGUCUCUUUCUAAACCAAAGGCCGGGGUUUUUUGUUUUAAAAAGAAGACAUCAAUCAUUACCAAUUCUGAAGUUCCCAAAAAGGUAAUUGGCUCAAAUGUCUUUUCAAACCGGAAUGUCAAUGUUCCUUUCAGCUGUGAAGUAACUAAAGCUCCAUUUCCAAACAAGCCAGAGCGACCAUCUUCAAAAAUUACCUUCUUUACUGCACCUGGCAAGCCUAAGACACAGACUGUCAACCCAUUAGCCAAUCCAUUUGCAGUGAGCAAGCUCAGUUCUGCACAGCCUUCAAUCUCAGGAUUACCAAAGUCAGCUAGCAGAUGCAUGAGCAACAAUGGCAGUGACACUGUAGAUUUGGUCGGAGCUGACAACUCACUUGGCAUCUCCUUAGACGACUGGGAUGACUUUGAUGAUUUUGAAACUCCAUCCAAAGGAAAGGUAGCAGCUCAAAGCCCAGUAAAUAAAACAUCUGCAACAGAAAAGACUCCAACUAAAGUUUUCAGUGCAUUGUCCAAUGACAACAGGAAAAAUAAAGAUUUGCCCAUAAAGGAAUCCUUUGGAACUACAGAAAACACUUUAGACACUCAUGCUGCAGAUCAGGGUGGUACCCAGUCAGGAUUGUCUGAACCAGAUGACUCUCCCAUUAAGACAACAAAACGUUCGGCCAAACACAAUUCACUGAUGAGUGACAGUGAGGAUGAUGCCGAUGUUUCCAUCGUUGAGCCCGCAGAUAAAACUGAGGAGACUGCCAACAGUUUAACAAAAGAUGAUAAUAAAUGGGCUGAUUUAGAUAUCAUUAACAUUGAUGACAGUCAGACUGAAGUGCUGGGGGAUGACUUGGAUUUUAUUCCACCAUCACCUGUUCAUGAAGACAAAAGCUCACCUCUCUCAACAGUGGAAAAAAGAAAAAAUGACUGUGUUAUUAAUGCUAAGUGUGCUGCCUCCCAAAGAACGUCCAUUUCAAGCUUUCCAGGAUCACAGGAUGUUCUGUCUACAAGUUUUAAAGGGUUUGAGGAUGCUCUCUUCUGUGUUAUGGAGGCUAUUUGUUGUUUGGUGGAUGCUGUUCCUGAGCAUGAGCUCAUAACCUUGACUUGUGGCACAGAACUGCUUUUACAGAGAGCUCACAGGAAGAAGAUUAUUGCUGAUGCUUCAUCAUCAGGCAAAUUGCAGACAGACAGGAGAGAGACUUUUCAGCCCAGUUUAUUUCGCAGUUGUUGUUCUGGUCUUACAUCCCCUUUAAUCCAAAACAAAGAAGGCAGCUUUCAGUUCAGAAAGUCCACUGUCCCUGUCACAUCUCUGGAUUGCAAAAGUAGUACGUUUGAUUCAGACAGCAUUCUAAAUGGCACAGAAACACCAGGAGGCACAUGGAACCCCAAGCCUUUACAUACCCCAGAUUUGAGCCAAGGCAGGGUAAAGACAAAGUGUGUGAACUACAGCACUAGCAACAUUCAGUCUGGACAAAGUUCUUUGGUACAGUCCUUCAGUGAGUCAAAGGAAGAGACGUUGGAGCAGACAGAUCUUUUCUUCUCUCCUAAGAAUCCAGUGAAGACAAACAAGAAACAAAAUGACAGCACUGCACACACUACAUCUGGUCAGACUGAUUCAUCCCUGAGCAAAGAACCAGAUGACUUCUACAUUGACGACUUUGAUAUUGAUGACUUCAAUGACAGUGAUAUCCCACAUUACUUUGAACAACCUGUUACUUCAUCCAAGAGUUCCACUGUGCUUGCAAAGUCAGUUUGUGAAGUAGGAACCUCAAAUUCCAGUGUAAAAAAGAGCGUUACCACUCCCACUGCUGUAAUAAAACCCAAUAAACCACCUUCCCCUGAGUCUACAUUCCGAAAUCCAGCACAUGACCGCUUCAGAGGCUUUAAUUUUCCUCACUCUCCAGAGAUGAUGAAGAUAUUCCACAAGAAGUUUGGUCUUCACCAGUUCAGAUUCAAUCAGCUAGAAGCAAUAAAUGCUGCACUCCUGGGAGAAGACACGUUUAUAUUGAUGCCUACAGGAGGGGGUAAAAGUCUCUGUUAUCAGCUGCCUGCAUGUGUCUCAACUGGUGUGACUGUGGUGAUCUCUCCUCUGCGUUCCCUCAUUGUGGAUCAGGUUCAGAAACUCACCACAUUAGAUGUUCCUGCCACCAGCUUAUCUGGGGAUAAAAGUGACAGUGAAGCUGCCCGUAUUUACAUGCAGCUGUCGAAGAAGGAUCCUAUAAUUAAGCUGCUUUACUGCACUCCUGAAAAGAUUUGUGCAAGUGGAAGAAUGAUCUCUGCUCUGCAGAAUUUAUAUGAGCGAGGUCUGCUUGCUCGUUUUGUCAUUGAUGAGGCACAUUGUGUCAGUCAGUGGGGCCACGACUUUAGGCCAGACUACAAGCGGAUGCAUGAACUACGUCAGAAGUUUCCCAAAGUUCCUAUCAUGGCACUGACUGCCACUGCUACACCUCGAGUCCAGAAGGACAUCCACAACCAGCUGGCCAUGACUCGUCCUCAAGUAUUUACAAUGAGCUUCAACAGACAAAAUUUGAAAUAUUCCAUAUUGCCUAAAAAACCCAAGAAAGUUGAUGAGGAUUGCAUUAACUGGAUAAAGAAACACUAUCCACGUGACUCUGGUAUUGUGUACUGCUUGUCACGGAAUGACUGUGACACGAUGGCAGAUAGUCUGCAGAGGGCUGGCAUUGCAGCACUGGCAUAUCACGCUGGGCUAAAUGACAGUGACCGAGAGUAUGUCCAAAACAAAUGGAUCAACCAAGAUGGUUGCCAAGUCAUGUGUGCCACCAUUGCAUUUGGCAUGGGCAUUGACAAGCCUGAUGUGCGCUAUGUGAUCCAUGCCAGCCUGCCUAAGUCAGUGGAAGGCUACUAUCAAGAGUCGGGAAGAUCUGGCAGAGAUGGAGAGAUCUCCCAUUGUGUUCUCUUCUAUUCUUACACCGAUGUCAUCCGUAUCAAAAGGCUUAUUGCAAUGGACAGGGAUGGUAACCAGCACUCUAAAGCAACCCACAUCAACAAUCUGCACAGCAUGGUACAUUUUUGUGAAAAUGUGUUGGAGUGUAGAAGAAUUCAGCUUCUUGCAUAUUUUGGAGAGCGCACAUUUAAUGGUAAUUUCUGCAAGGAGCAUCCUGAGGUAAUAUGUGACAACUGCGCCAGACCACAACAAUACAAAGCAAGAUUUGUCACUGAGGAUGUGAAGAAGAUUGUGCAGUUUGUGCAGGAAAACUGUCAGAAGGUCGGUGGAAGAUAUGCCAGAACUUCCCAGCAGAACAGACUUACUCUCAACAUGUUGGUUGACAUUUUCCUGGGAUCAAAAAGUGCACGGAUCCAAACAGGCAUGUAUGGCUUUGGAGCAGCAUACUCCAGACAUAAUGCAGACAGACUUUUCAAAAAGCUUGUCCUGGACCACAUUCUCAUGGAGGACUUGUACAUCACUAAUAAUGGACAAGCCGUGGCUUACAUCUCUGCUGGUCCUAAAGCCAUGAAUGUCCUUAACGGCAGUAUGCAGGUGGAAUUCUAUGAAACGGACAGUGCUUCUAGCAUCAGGAAGCACAAAGGCUCUGUAACUAAGAGUGUUUCUAAGAGGGAGGGGAUGGUCAAAAAGUGUCUGGAAGAGCUUAAUGAGCUGUGCAAGAAACUUGGCAAAAUCUUUGGUCUUCACUACUACAACAUCUUUUCCACAGCCACUCUAAAAAAGAUAGCUGAGACUCUGUCUGCUGACCCAGAGGUUCUUCUGCAGAUUGAUGGUGUGACUGAGGACAAGCUGGACAAAUAUGGAGCUGAGCUCAUUGAGCUGCUGCAGAAGUACUCUGAAUGGCAGCUUCCUGCUGAGGAGCAGGCCGAGAGUUCUGGAUGGAUCGACACAAUGCACAAUCGCUUUGAUGAAGAUUGUAUGGAUGAUGAAAAUGAUGGCUCAUCUGCCUAUUUUGGGAACAGCAAAGGUCAAGGAGAGAAGAGAAAGAAAGCAGCCAUUUCAAAGAAACCCAAAAGGCGAAAGGGGUACAACAACCAGAAUUCUUCUAAAGGUGGAAACUGGUCUUCAUAUAGGGGAGGCCAGAGAGGUACAGAGCGAGGCUCCAGACAGGCUUGUGCAGGCAGAGGCUCCAGACGAACUUUCUCAGCUCCAGCAGGAAGAAGACCAGGCUUCAUGGAAUUGCCUACUCCCCAAAGUGCUGCACGCCCAUUUCUCAAACCUGCCUUCUCUCAUAUUAACUGAUUGCACCUGCACAGUAUUUUCUAUUACUUCUGAAUGUUUUGAUGUUUGUAAGUUUCUAUUCUGAUGCACUGUCUGUAUGUGUCUUUUAUAAAUGUACAGUAGCUCUUUUGCGUUUGCUUUGUGUUGUUAAGCGAAACAGCAUGUUCUG
Molecule: messenger RNA, 4645 nt
Organism: Trichomycterus rosablanca
Lineage: Eukaryota; Metazoa; Chordata; Actinopteri; Siluriformes; Trichomycteridae
Gene: blm
Product: BLM RecQ like helicase
Exons: 21
Coding region: 235-4497 (1420 amino acids)
Biological process (GO): telomere maintenance; DNA replication; double-strand break repair via homologous recombination
Cellular component (GO): nucleus; cytoplasm; chromosome
Molecular function (GO): four-way junction helicase activity; ATP binding; DNA binding
Source: RefSeq, a predicted model, not a curated record